GCGUGUCACACUGGCUGACGCCUGACUGUACGCUGAUAACCUUUACUCAUUAGACAGAACUCUGUAGACUGUAGUCUACUAUUCUGUAUAUUUUAACAAUGUUCAUAGUAUUUAUGAGAUAAGUUGAUAACAACCGGAUAAAAGACCCAUUAUUUAGUUCUGUCGUUACCCAUUUAUAUAAAGUAUUAAUUAUUAUAGAUAUGGCAUAAAAAAAACAUUUACCUCGUAUUACUACUAACUGCUAUCGAGAAUACAGACUUUCUGUUAAUCGUUGAACCAUUUUGGAAUUGUGAUCCCGCUACCUGCAAUUACGACGUUUUGUGCAUGAUACAGUCGACAGAUUCGAACGACACUAUGGGUGGACCUAAGGAAGGCGUUCAAAAACAAAUACAACAAGAUUGGGCAAACAGAGAGUAUAUAGAAGUGAUCACUGGCAGCAUAAAAAAAAUCACUGAUUUUCUCAACUCAUUUGAUAUGUCAUGUAGAUCCAGAUUAGCUAUUUUAAAUGAAAAACUAACCACGUUAGAACGAAGAAUUGAAUAUUUAGAAGCAAGGGUAACUAAAGGAGAAACCCUGUCAUGAGCUCAUACAUUUCUUUUUUUUUGAUACUGUAUUAAAUAUAAUAUAAUAUUGAUAAUAUACUUUUAUGUUAAUAUACUUUUUACAUUUUUAAUCAAGUAUUGUUUGCAAUACCAAAUUGCCUAUAUCUUAUGCCUUAAAAAGAGUUGUUAAGUAUUAAAAUUUAAGUUUAUUAUUUUUAAUUUAUUUAUUAUACUUUCUUAUAAUGUUUUAGUAUUCUUAAUUAAGUUUUUUAGUCAUUGUAUUGUAAUAAAUAGUUUGAGUGACAAACAUAAUUCAAAUUGAUGAAUUAUUAUUCAUUAUUUCAGAUUUUUAUGUACAUAAAAGUUUAGAACUUCUUAAAUAGAUCAUAGUAUAAAAAUGAAUUUCAUAUUAAUAUGAAAAAGACAAUAUGGAUGGCGCUGUGGUGACACUCUGCCCUGAAAUUUUUGCUGCUUUUGUCACUGAUCAUUGCCACCUGGUCUUUAGCAGCGGACCAUGUCAUAUUCUCUACUACAAACAUAAAACCUAACCUAUAAACAAGGUUAUAGCCACAAUUAUUGUCAAGGCUUAAAAAAAAAAAAAAUGAACAUUUUUAUGAUUGUUAAAUGUAUUAGUAACAAGUAAUAAAACGUAUCAAUAUUAUUAGAAGUACAAUUAGUAGAUUUUAUCUAUUACCAUUGACUAUAAAUAAUAAGUUAAAGUUAACAACAGUAGCAGUUAAUUUAAUUGGAAGUGAAAACUGUCAGUUAGCUUAACUGGUACUCCAUAAACAAAUUAAACUUUAAUGUUAAAACUAAUGAUAUUACACUAGUUAAUAACAUAAAUUGAUUCAUAUCAUAAAUAUAAACGCAUCAUCGAGGAAGCAUGAUUCUUUUUUUUUUUUAUACAUAACUAUUCCAGCUGAACAAAACCUAUCCCAACAGUUAACAGAUAUACUAACUACAAGAAAAUUUACAUGUUUAAAAGUUAAAACAAUGUAUGUAUACAGUAGAACCUCGAUUAUCUAAACCUCCGUCUCCCAAACCUUCUAUUAUUCAAACUGCAAUUGGCAUAUCCAAAUUUCAAUUAAUAAAAAAAAAAACUAGUUCGAACAUCAAAAUGUAGAAAAAGAAAAGAACUU
Adelges cooleyi (spruce gall adelgid) is the source of this 1681-nucleotide messenger RNA. RefSeq names its product probable protein BRICK1 (gene HSPC300). The record is from RefSeq and is a predicted model, not a curated record. Gene Ontology annotation, cellular component: SCAR complex. The transcript is spliced from 4 exons. Gene Ontology annotation, biological process: actin filament organization; regulation of actin polymerization or depolymerization; cell motility. Gene Ontology annotation, molecular function: protein-containing complex binding. Bases 325 to 582 code for a protein of 85 amino acids. Lineage: Eukaryota; Metazoa; Arthropoda; Insecta; Hemiptera; Adelgidae.